ACUCGGAAGCAGCGGCUGCCUCCAGACACUCUCAAGAUGGCGACCUCUCUGGGUUCCAACACCUACAACAGGCAGAACUGGGAGGAUGCGGACUUCCCCAUCCUGUGCCAGACGUGUCUUGGAGAAAACCCGUAUAUCCGAAUGACCAAAGAAAAGUACGGGAAGGAAUGCAAAAUCUGUGCCAGGCCAUUCGCAGUGUUUCGCUGGUGCCCCGGAGUCCGCAUGCGUUUCAAGAAGACUGAAGUGUGCCAAACCUGUAGUAAAUUGAAGAAUGUCUGUCAGACUUGCCUCUUGGAUCUGGAGUAUGGCCUGCCCAUCCAGGUUCGUGAUGCAGGGCUGUCUUUUAAGGAUGACAUGCCAAAAUCAGAUGUCAACAAAGAGUACUACACACAGAAUAUGGAGAGGGAGAUUUCUAACUCUGAUGGGACACGGCCAGUUGGCAUGCUGGGGAAAGCCACAUCCACCAGUGACAUGCUGCUCAAACUGGCCCGGACCACACCCUACUACAAAAGGAAUCGACCCCACAUUUGCUCCUUCUGGGUGAAAGGAGAAUGUAAGAGAGGAGACGAAUGUCCAUACAGACAUGAGAAGCCUACAGAUCCAGAUGACCCCCUUGCUGAUCAGAACAUUAAAGACCGAUAUUAUGGAAUCAAUGACCCUGUGGCAGAUAAGCUUCUAAAGCGGGCUUCAACAAUGCCUCGUUUGGACCCGCCAGAGGACAAGACUAUCACCACACUAUAUGUUGGUGGUCUGGGCAAUACCAUUACUGAGACAGACCUAAGAAAUCAUUUCUACCAGUUUGGGGAGAUUCGGGCGAUCACGGUGGUGCAGAGACAGCAAUGUGCUUUCAUCCAGUUUGGCACAAGGCAGGCUGCUGAAGUGGCUGCGGAGAAGUCCUUUAAUAAGCUAAUUGUCAAUGGCUGUCGACUUCAUGUGAAAUGGGGAAGGUCCCAAGCAGCCCGAGGAAAAGAAAAAGAGAAAGACGGAACCACAGACUCUGGCAUCAAGCUGGAGCCUGUGCCAGGCCUGCCAGGAGCUCUUCCCCCUCCUCCUGCAGCAGAGGAAGAAGCCUCUGCCAACUACUUCGACCUGCCCCCCAGUGGCCCUCCAGCUGUGGUGAACAUCGCCCUGCCGCCACCCCCUGGAAUUGCCCCACCCCCAGGUUUUGGGCCACAUAUGUUCCACCCAAUGGGACCACCUCCUCCUUUCAUGAGGGCUCCAGGACCAAUCCACUAUCCUUCUCAGGACCCUCAGAGAAUGGGAGCUCAUGCUGGGAAACACAGCAGCCCCUAGCACAUUAUCACCAUUCUGGGGCUCUACAGAAGACAGGGCGCUUAAAAAUCCCAGUAAACGAAUCUUGGAAUAAAUAUAUUUUUCCUUC
This is a messenger RNA of Myotis brandtii (Brandt's bat), 1381 nucleotides long. RefSeq names its product pre-mRNA-splicing factor RBM22. The record is from RefSeq and is a predicted model, not a curated record. Gene Ontology annotation, molecular function: pre-mRNA binding; U6 snRNA binding; metal ion binding. NCBI's taxonomy places the organism in Eukaryota, Metazoa, Chordata, Mammalia, Chiroptera, Vespertilionidae. The transcript has a single exon. Gene Ontology annotation, cellular component: U2-type catalytic step 2 spliceosome; U2-type catalytic step 1 spliceosome; Prp19 complex. Bases 37 to 1293 code for a protein of 418 amino acids.